This is a messenger RNA of Megalops cyprinoides (Indo-Pacific tarpon), 503 nucleotides long. Its product is annotated as granzyme G-like. Gene Ontology annotation, molecular function: serine-type endopeptidase activity. The record is from RefSeq and is a predicted model, not a curated record. The transcript is spliced from 5 exons. Gene Ontology annotation, biological process: proteolysis. The coding region runs from base 3 to 503 and encodes 166 amino acids. Lineage: Eukaryota; Metazoa; Chordata; Actinopteri; Elopiformes; Megalopidae.
CCAUGGCAGCAACCCUACUGAUCUUAACAGCAAUUCUGCUCAACAUUCCAGCAGAUGAGUGUGUGGAGAUUAUUGGUGGUAAAGAAGUUAGGAAUCACUCCGUGCCCUUCAUGGCCCUUGUCCGGAGUAGAGAAGGUAUCUGUGGGGGUGCCCUGAUUAAACCAGACUGGGUCCUAACAGCAGCACACUGCCAAGCAAGGAAGAUGACCGUGACUCUUGGAGCACUCUCUCUUACUCAGAAGGAGAAGGAGAAACAACAGUUCACUGUGACUCAAACAUUUCCCCACAAUCAGUUCAACAAUAAAACGGGUGAAAAUGACCUCAUGCUGCUGAAGAUGAACAAACCAGCAAUACUCAACAAGUUUGUCAGCACACUGGCACUCCCAAAACCACAGACAGAUGUCAGAACAAAAAUGCAGUGCAGUGUUGCUGGCUGGGGCAUAACCAAACCCAAGAAGACACAGCCAUCGGACAAGCUGAUGCAAGUGACAAAUCUGAACUGA